Molecule: messenger RNA, 1470 nt
Organism: Pochonia chlamydosporia 170
Lineage: Eukaryota; Fungi; Ascomycota; Sordariomycetes; Hypocreales; Clavicipitaceae
Product: phenylalanyl-tRNA synthetase alpha subunit (PodG)
Exons: 1
Coding region: 1-1470 (489 amino acids)
Biological process (GO): phenylalanyl-tRNA aminoacylation
Cellular component (GO): mitochondrion; cytoplasm
Molecular function (GO): phenylalanine-tRNA ligase activity; tRNA binding; ATP binding
Source: RefSeq, a predicted model, not a curated record
AUGCACAAAGCUCGCUGCGACAACCAUGCGCAUUUCGUCAUUUUGCCUCCUCGGGUUUGUCCUCCCUACCCUCUACUGGUCCAAUUGAAGCCAUACUCAUACUUCAAUGCGCACACAGGAGUUCUACUCUCGUCGAAACUAGGAAACGAGGCAAAGACAUCAGUCUCGAUCCGCGGCGGCACAUACAAAACGGAUCCCGCAUGGUUCAAUGUACCCUCAAACGUACUAGAUGCGACGUCAAGGAGACUUCACCUUCAAAAAGAUCACCCCGUGUACAUUACCCGACAAAUUAUCGAAUCCAACUUCCCCUCUCCCACAUACAAGUACUAUAACGAAUACAACCCAGUUGUAUCGACGCACCAAAACUUUGACUCACUCGGCUUCCCCCCAAACCACCCAGGACGAGCUUUGUCUGAUACUUACUACAUAAACGACAAGACUCUCCUUCGAACACACACCAGCGCUCACCAGGCCGAUACCUUCCGAGCCGACGAAAGCGACGGUUAUCUGAUUUCCGCAGACGUCUACCGACGAGAUGCGAUUGAUCGAAGUCAUUACCCCGUCUUCCACCAAAUGGAGGGCGCCAGAUCCUGGGAUAGAAGCAAGGUUCCCAACGGAGAUAUCGCUGCCGCCGUGCGAGCUGACUUGGAGAGCCUGCCGAAGCACAACGUCGAAGUGGAGGACCCAAACCCGCCUUAUCACGAUGAGCGCAACCCUCUACAAGACUGCCAUUCUGCAGCUGAAGCCCAGGCUAUCGGGGAGCACUUGAAACGAUCCCUGGAGAACAUGGUGGUGGACGUAUUUUCCAGAGCCAAAGCAGCUGCUCUGCGCGAGGAUCCCAACUUCAUCGACGAGCCACUACGCAUGCGCUGGGUGGAGGCAUACUUCCCAUUCACGAGCCCCUCAUGGGAGCUGGAAGUGUACUACGCAGGAGACUGGCUAGAGGUACUAGGCUGUGGUGUGGUCAGGCAAAGCCUCUACAACAAUGCCGGUGUGCCAUCGCAACUGGGCUGGGCUUUUGGAAUUGGCAUCGAUCGCAUUGCCAUGCUGUUGUUCAAGAUUCCCGAUAUCCGGCUCUUCUGGUCCCAGGACCAGCGGUUCCUUUCCCAAUUCACCGGCGUAUCUGACAACCUCGACAACCUGAAGAGGUUUGCGCCAUUUUCAAAAUACCCGCCUUGCCCCAAGGACGUUUCUUUCUGGCUGGCGUCCACAUCGGCUGCAGGAGGAAAUACAAAGGGAAACUUUCACGAAAAUGAUGUCAUGGAGAUUGUGCGCAACGUGGCAGGCGAUGUUGUCGAGGAUGUCAGGCUCAUUGACGAGUUUGUGCAUCCAAAGACGGGUCGUAAGAGCAUGGCGUAUCGCAUCGUGUAUCGCAGCCUGGAGCGUACUCUGACUAACGAGGAGGCGAAUACGUUCCAUGAAGGUGUGCGGGAGGCUCUUGUUAAGGAGUUGGGUGUUGAGCUACGGUGA